UUUUUUGUGUUGUUUUUGUUGUUAUUCCAUUUUGAUACGGUUUUUCUGCUUUUUGUUUUUACAUUGAAGCGUCGAUCAGCUGCGUUUUAGAAAGUUAAGACAGCAAAAGAAAGAUGAAGAGAAGAAGAAAAUACAAGAACGGCACAACAUAAUAAGAAAGUCUUUUUUAGUUCUUCAUCGACACGUCAUUUGCUGCAGUGUUUCGUGGUUUUCUGAUUGGUUUUGUUUACUUAUUGGAAUUAAUAUUUUAAAUGAAAUUCAAUUUCAAAAAUAUAUUUUAAAUAAAAAUGAAUAAACACAACAAAUCUAAAACAGCAGCCACAAAAGUGGAAAAUAUAGCAAAAGUUGAGGCCAAAACUAUGGACGCCAAAUUAAAUUGGUGGCUAAUCUUCGGUGUUGUUGUCUUAUUGACACUGAGUACCCGCUUUUACAAGGUAACAGAACCCGACCAUAUAUGUUGGGAUGAGACGCAUUUCGGUAAAAUGGGCAGUUGGUACAUAAAUCGAACUUUUUUCUUCGAUGUGCACCCGCCACUUGGUAAAAUGCUUAUUGGUCUCUCCGGCUACCUUACAGGGUACAAUGGUACAUAUCCAUUUGAAAAACCUGGUGACAAAUACAAUGGCACGAAAUAUGAAGGAAUGCGCUAUUUCUGCACAACACUGGGUGCACUUAUAAUGCCGAUGGCCUUUGACAUUGUUCACGAUAUGACGCGAUCCAAUGUGGCGGCAGUUAUAUCGGCGGCCUAUCUAAUUUUUGAUGUGGGUAUGCUGACACUUAAUCAGUACAUACUCCUGGAUCCGAUUUUGCUGUUUUUCAUGACAGCCUCUGUGUGGGGCAUGGUGAAGGUGUCAAAAACUACAAGCAACGGAGCUUCGUAUACGUUCAGUUGGUGGUUAUGGCUACUCUUUACUGGUACUAUGAUAUCUUGCACCAUCAGCGUUAAAUUUGUCGGACUCUUCGUUGUCCUGCUGGUCGGCUUGAAUACAGCCAACGAACUGUGGAUUAUCCUGGGUGAUUUACGUAAGCCAAUUCUGGAGACUAUUAAGCAAAUUGUCUGUCGUGCGUUGACAUUAAUUUUAUGGCCAAUCCUGCUGUACAUGGUCUUCUUCUACAUUCACUUGACUGUGCUUAAUCACAGCGGAAACGGCGAUGGCUUCUACAGUUCUGCAUUUCAGUCUCGUCUCAUCGGUAAUAAUUUGUAUAAUGCAACAUUGCCACGAAAUGUGGCAUAUGGCGCGCUUGUAACUAUCAAGAAUCAUAAAACUGGAGGAGGAUAUUUGCAUUCGCAUUUUCAUCUCUAUCCGAAAGGUGUUGGAGCCAGACAACAGCAGAUUACCACAUACACACACAAGGACGAUAACAACAAAUGGCUUUUGAAACCGUACAAUAAGGAAACCGUAACUGAUUUGAAAUUACUGAAAAACGGCGAUCAAAUACGUUUGGAACACGUUGCCACCAAGAGGAAUUUACAUUCGCAUGCUGAACCGGCGCCAGUGACCAAAAAACACAUACAAGUGACUGGUUAUGGGGAUAAUGGAGUUGGCGAUGCAAAUGAUAUUUGGAGAGUUGUCAUUGUUGGUGGCAAAGUGAAUAACACAGUGAAAACGGUUACAACCAAAGUCAUGUUCAUCCAUGUGCUUCAGAAUUGCGCUCUUACUGCAAGUGGAAAGCAGUUACCAAAGUGGGGUUUCGAACAGCAGGAAGUAUCUUGCAAUCCAAACUUACGCGAUAAAUACGCCUAUUGGAACUUUGAAGACAAUCAUCAUAAAAAGUUGCCCAAAGUGAACUUUAAUGUCUACGCACCAGGAUUUUUUGCGAGAUUUAUUGAAUCGCACGCUGUGAUGUUUCAAGGCAACGCUGGACUUAAACCGAAAGAAGGAGAAAUUACCAGCAGACCAUGGCAAUGGCCUAUUAAUUACCGGGGCCAAUUUUUCUCGGGUAGUGUUUAUCGCAUUUACUUGUUAGGAAAUCCAAUAAUCUGGUGGAGCAAUCUAGUUUUCCUGGCGCUCUUUUUAAUCGUUUUCUUUGUUAUGGCUAUUAAGGAACGUAGGAUGGCGGGGCAACGCCUAUUACAGGAACGACUGAAACAACUUCAAGUAGAACAGCGUCAAAAUCAGAAGUCGAAACAGGACGAACAACAACAACAACAGCAACAACAAGAGGAAGAACAACAAGAAGAACUGGCAAGCAAACAAGAAAAAGAAAACACUUUUAAUGAAUUUCCAAAAGGACAUGUCGCCUGUGAGGCACUUGAACCGGAUGUGGACAAUUCUGCUGUUAAUAAUAAAAAUGGAAAUGAAAACGGUUCCCAGAGAAGGUCACUCAAAGCAGCCACCUGGUUGUUCAUUGGUUGGGCGCUUCAUUAUUUUCCAUUUUGGGGGAUGGGACGUGUGCUCUAUUUUCAUCAUUAUUUUCCAGCUUUAAUAUUUAACUCCAUGUUAACAGGUGUCAUGUUCAACUUUUUAACUGGCUGGUUGCCAAGAUGGCUGCAGCACGCACUGCUCGGUACUCUGCUGUCGAUAUUGGCUUACAGCUUCAUACUAUUCUCGCCGCUUGCAUACGGAAUGAGCGGACCGACUGCUAAUGAGCCCAAUUCGACAAUGCAUGGCCUGAAAUGGCUACCAACGUGGGAAUUUUAAUUAGUUUUUUUUUCUUCUCAAUUUUCAACCUCUACUGAUACCGCACUACAAAAUUUCGUUUUGGACUAUGCGAAAAUGAUCUGACAUGCCCUGUGAAUGCCAAUGCUAUUAUGUAUCGCAUUGCUAAACGUAUUAAUAUUUUUGGUUCCAUUUCUGCCGGCAUCAGUUUAUCCAUAAUUAGGAAACCAUAAAUGCUUUAGGAUUUUGUCAUGGGCAAAAUCAAACUUGAUGGACUUCACUAUUUGUUUUACGACCGCUGCACUUGUCGUCAUGAUAGCUAAAACUGCAUCUGAUGCUUCAGUAAUUUUGUUACAAAAUGCUUCCAUUAGACAAUUAAGGAUUAGUACAUAUGAAGAUAUUGCCUCAACAUAUUUUUAAAUUGACAUCAUCAUAAGUAUGAAUUUUUUAUAAAGUUUCAUCAUAUUACAAUAUGAUAUGAUUAUAUGUAUGAUUUUAUCAUUUUAUAAUUUUUUAUAGAUUUUAAUUUAUUAAUAAACCGACUGAUUUUUAA
Teleopsis dalmanni is the source of this 3150-nucleotide messenger RNA. Its product is annotated as protein O-mannosyl-transferase 2-like. The transcript is spliced from 13 exons. The coding region runs from base 288 to 2639 and encodes 783 amino acids. The record is from RefSeq and is a predicted model, not a curated record. Lineage: Eukaryota; Metazoa; Arthropoda; Insecta; Diptera; Diopsidae. Gene Ontology annotation, cellular component: membrane; endoplasmic reticulum. Gene Ontology annotation, molecular function: dolichyl-phosphate-mannose-protein mannosyltransferase activity. Gene Ontology annotation, biological process: protein O-linked glycosylation via mannose.